AUGCCCUAUCUACUCUCAGGAUGGAAGCCUUCUCCGGGCGAGGCAUACUGCUUCGUCGAUCAUCCCGCCCCCGCGAUGUCUCAAACUUCGAUCGCGUCGUCCUCGGUCCAUGUUAAGCCGCCGGCUGCGUUGCCUCGCCGCGGGGAGCCGGGGCACGUCAAGCGCCCGCGCAAUGGAUUCAUCAUUUUCCGCUGCGAGUUCGUCGCCAAGAAUCGCGGCAAGGCGCCCAGGUCGAAGUCUGGCGGUCCUUCUAAGAGGCUGUCGCAACUGGCUGGCGAGACCUGGAAGAAGCUGCCGGCCGCGCAGCGCGAUGUAUACAUGACGCUUGCUGCCUUGGAGAAGGACGAACACUCUCGCCAGCAUCCUGACUACGUCUAUCGCCCCAACAAGCAACGCAGCGGCCGUCAGUCUACUACCCCGAAGCGCGCUUACCGCCCGGCUUCCACCGUCCUCCGGCGCCAGGCUCCUGCGCCCACACCUGUGCCCGUCGAGAUGCCAGCUAUCGGUGCCUUGUCACUCGCUGGACCAUCUUCUGAGUUCGUUCCCGCUCCGUCGCCGUCAUACUCUUCGGUGGACUCUGCGUACAGCCCCUCAUCUUCACGCUCGACUCCCUUCCUAUACGAUGCGCAAAGCCCCGCUACGGAUUCGGACUACCCACAGACGCCCAACAGCGAGUACGCUAUGCAGAUCUACGACGCGCCCCCCGGGGAUGUUAUGAACGCAUACACAUAUUCUUAUCAGUCCGCCAUGGUCACCUUGCCCAUGGAUCACCACUACACAGAGAAUAGUGGACUGUACGUCGCUUCUCCUUCUCCUUCGCCGUCAUAUACGUACGGGCCGCCGGACGAGCCCCCGGUGGGCACUGCAUCGAGCUAUUCCACCUUGGCCAACUGGGCGGGUGAGCUGGACGCUGCCUCAACGACGUCGACAUCGUCUUCGGCUACGUAUGCCGCUCCUGCCGUGACAAUGGCGCCUCCUGCCGAGGUCAGCGGCUACCCGCACUCCUCCUUCGGUUCCGAGGUCGUCGACUUCGACGCCUACGUUUACUCCGAGCCCGUGACGUUCGUGCCUCAUGUAUAA
Messenger RNA from Peniophora sp. CBMAI 1063, 1080 nucleotides. The record is from the annotation of a GenBank genome assembly. NCBI's taxonomy places the organism in Eukaryota, Fungi, Basidiomycota, Agaricomycetes, Russulales, Peniophoraceae.